AUGGAGGACUUGGACUGGAUCUUUCGAAUCAGCAAGCCAACCCUCUUCUCUCCACCCUACUACCCAGCAGUCUUCUCGAUCCGCCUCACCUCCUCUCAUCCCAACAAGCUCCGCAUCACCUCCCUUCUGGCUCUUCUGAGCGUCCUCCUCGUGUCCUGCCAGCAGGUCCUGGCUCUACCCAUUCCCUCCGGUCGGGGCCUUCCCACUACAAUCACCGGUGCACCUGCAGCGUGCACCCCGGCGGGCCACAACUACAGCACGAUCUACGGCCGGGCCGCCGACCCCUGCGCCGAGCCCAAGAAGCGGGACACCUGGCUCGACGGUCCUCUCGACUACACCAAGUGCAUGCAGGGCUGCGACGCGCUGCUCAAGGCUCCGAACUCAACCGCCCUGGAGCCGUUCCAGGGCUACGCCUCUGUUCUGAAGAACGAAAAGAUGGCCAGCACCAUGGCCGAUCAGUGCACCGCCGGCUGUAAGGCGCGGUACGGCGGCAACGGCCGCCGCGCGCUCAGUGCCCUGCGCGCUCUGCGGAAGCGCGGCAUGGCCCCCUCCGUCAAGAUCAGCCGGGACCAGCUGGACUGGCUCGCGCGCCGCAGUUCCGACUGUGCCGAGAACCACGGCUUCGUCAUCGGACAGCAGAACGAGAAGGGCAAGGCUGUCGCCGUCGCUGUUCCUGGCUCCGAGGCCGAUGGGUGCAAGUACGCCAGCGGCACUUGGCCCAAGGCCGGCGAGUGGAAGGACGAGAAGGAGACCCUCAACCUGGGCAUUGGACCCGACAGGGAUGCUGUGUACCAGGUCAACGCCUACGAGGGAAGCAUCACCGGCCCCGAUGGGAAGAGGUACGGCGCCUGUCUUCCCACUGAGUGGAACAGCGAGACGGCGUGCGAGCAGGAUGUCGGCGCUCAGGCUAAGUUUACCGCUUACUACACCUGUUGGGUCGCCGAGGAUGAGAUUACCAGCCCGGAGCAGCUUCUGGAGUAA
Trichosporon asahii var. asahii CBS 2479 is the source of this 981-nucleotide messenger RNA. RefSeq lists its product as uncharacterized. Bases 1 to 981 code for a protein of 326 amino acids. The record is from RefSeq and is a predicted model, not a curated record. The transcript has a single exon. Lineage: Eukaryota; Fungi; Basidiomycota; Tremellomycetes; Trichosporonales; Trichosporonaceae.